Microdochium trichocladiopsis is the source of this 714-nucleotide messenger RNA. Its product is annotated as amidase signature domain-containing protein. The record is from RefSeq and is a predicted model, not a curated record. Gene Ontology annotation, molecular function: catalytic activity. NCBI's taxonomy places the organism in Eukaryota, Fungi, Ascomycota, Sordariomycetes, Xylariales, Microdochiaceae. The coding region runs from base 1 to 714 and encodes 237 amino acids. The transcript is spliced from 3 exons.
AUGUCGCCGAUGAUCGACCACAUUGGCCCGAUUGCGUCUUCGCUCGAAGACGUUGCUAUGCUGCUCAAGCCAGUGCUGAAAGUCGGCCUGCUUACCGAAGCUUUCUCCGUCUCUGGCCUGUCCCCGGACGUCGCUAAGCUUAUUAAACAAACCACCUACGAAGCAUUCACCGCCGCGGGCGCGAGCGUCACGAUAACCUCGGUGCCAAUGCACGCCGAAGCUCCUGUGAUAUGGACCCCCGCGACACGUCCAUCCAUGUCGCAAUGGCUCUCCCAGGGCCGGCCGUCCGGAUAUCUAUCGUACCUGGCACCGCACAUCGCGCCCCAGUGGCCGCCGGACCAGCAGAUGUACGAGCUGCUCAACCGGCGCGCUGGCCGCUGCCGACUCUCGGGGGGCAUGAGUGCCGCCGCUACCGCCUACCCCGCGGGGCUCGAGGCCAAGGCGCACCGAGAAGUCUUUGAGCUCCGCGCCGCAUAUGACAGGGCGCUGGACGAGGUCGACGUGCUGGUCCUGCCGUGCACGCCGACGGUGAGCAUGCCGCAUCCUGACCUGCGCGAGAACGGGACGGGGAUUCUGGAGAAGCUGGCGCCGGCGGUCGGGCUAACGAGUAAUACGUGUCCGUUCAAUAAUAUCACGGAACAUCCGGCGAUGAGCGUGCCGUGUGGGACGCUGCCGGUUGUCGUUGAGGCAGACGGGGAGAGGAAGGAGGUGUAG